GAUACCUCGAAAUCCUCUUGACAAAGGCCGACUACAUACGGAAACUCAGCACCAAAACCGGUUUUGAAGCCUUGCCGAAGUUCGUGAGCAAGAAUACUACGGAUAGUGACCUAGGUAUAUCACGUAUAUACACAUCUUCCUCCAAGAGCUCAAGAGCCUCGAUACUUUUCAUUCAACUCGCGAUCCUUUUCUACGUCAUAAAUCGUAUCUCACAUCUCAGUGGACUUGACGUCGUCUAUAAAACAAUAUCUGCUCUACAGCAGUAAUCCCACGAUGUCCGACGACGCAGGAUUUUUCAAAAAGACCUCCGAGGCUGCCGCUAAUGCCGGAGCCUCGUUUGCGGGCGCCAUAUCAGGCGGUCUCAGCCUAGGCGCGAACGCCAGCCAGAAGAAAACGACUACCACGAGGACGACAGUGCCAGCGAAUUCAUCAGGUCAGCAGCCACACAUCAUGAAUGGCGCUGGACAGCCGGCGCAGGGGCGGAUCACGAGCGAGAGUGUCGGCGAGCGGAAGAAGCUCACCCAGAAGGAGGCCGACGCCCUGUAUUCUGAGAGAAUGGAGGACGAGUAUGCCAAACGUGAAGGCGGGGCCUGAAAUGUAUUCGACUCGUUAAUUGCCCAUGCUGUCGUUGAAUAGGAAAGGAGCUGUUUGGAGUGUUGGAAGUGAGAUAGUACUGCUGAAUGCUGGAGUCACGAAGAGCUGCACGAAAGCCGCUUUGAGGACCUGAUCUCUUUCACAGGUUGCCCGGAGAUAUUGACAUGAUGGAUGCCAUUGAGAUGGAAAUCUACGAUGGUAUGCCCAUGGCGAUUACUAGUAUCCAGGCGAUGAGAAUGAUAUGAACAUGUCCAUUUCACGCG
Messenger RNA from Exophiala xenobiotica, 857 nucleotides. RefSeq lists its product as uncharacterized. The transcript has a single exon. The coding region runs from base 274 to 594 and encodes 106 amino acids. The record is from RefSeq and is a predicted model, not a curated record. Lineage: Eukaryota; Fungi; Ascomycota; Eurotiomycetes; Chaetothyriales; Herpotrichiellaceae.